Messenger RNA from Micropterus salmoides (largemouth bass), 4783 nucleotides. It is a transcript of the gene gpc2, whose product is annotated as glypican 2. Bases 349 to 2109 code for a protein of 586 amino acids. The transcript is spliced from 11 exons. NCBI's taxonomy places the organism in Eukaryota, Metazoa, Chordata, Actinopteri, Centrarchiformes, Centrarchidae. Gene Ontology annotation, biological process: smoothened signaling pathway; regulation of signal transduction; cell migration. The record is from RefSeq and is a predicted model, not a curated record. Gene Ontology annotation, cellular component: plasma membrane; cell surface; extracellular region.
CGCAGUUUGGCUGUUGGAUGAGGGACGGGAGUGCCCCAUUCACACUCCCUUUACAUCUACGUACAACAGCGGAUUUCCCUGAAAAGAUAAAUUAACUGGACACGGUCUAUAGAAACAUAGAUGCGAUAGGUCUGUAGAAACCAGCCCGAAUGCAUCUGGUCGUUGCACUUAUCGAGGGAAACUAUGACUGUUUUAAACGAUUGACGAUUUGGGAUACUGUUACUCUUAUUACUUUAGCGUGCCUCUAAACCGGCCAUUCAUUCAUUUAUUUAUAAGGUGCUGCGCCCGUCUGGUUUUAGAUCAACCCGCCCUCUCCCCUGCUGUCUUCUUCCGAGUCCUGCGGUGAGGAUGGAUACCCGGUUACCUUUCCCCAGGUACCCGUUGCUUGUGCUGCUCUGCACGGUCUGUGCACUGUCGGAGACCCGGAGCCCAGUGGCUGCUGCGGGGAGGAGCUGCGCCGACACCCGGCAGGUGUACGCGGAGAAGGGCUACAGCACAGGCACCGCGCCGCUGACUCAAAUCUCCGGUGAGCACCUGCGGCUGUGUCCUCAAGACUACACCUGCUGCUCCAGUCAGAUGGAGGAGACACUGGCUCUUCAGAGUGAGAGGGACUUCGUCAAAGCUGUGGAAGAGAACAGCCAGUUUCUUUUGACUACUUUUACCCAGAGACACCGCAGGUUUGAUGAGUUCUUCAGAGAGCUUAUAGACCUGUCAGAGAAGUCUAUGAACCAGAUGUUUACGAAGACCUACGGCCGGCUCUUCACCCAAAACGCACACGUCUUCCAGGAGCUGUUUGUGGAGCUGCGCAGAUAUUAUUCUGGGGGCACUGUUAGUCUGUCAGAGGUUCUCUCAGACUUCUGGUCCAGACUGGUGGAGCGAGUCUUCUCUCUGAUUAAUCCCCAGUAUCAGUUUAGUGAGGACUACCUGGAAUGCGUCAGCAAACACGCUGAACAGCUGCAGCCAUUUGGGGAUGUGCCCCGCAAACUGCGCGUACAAGUAUCAAGGGCUUUUAUUGCAGCCAGAGCACUAUCUCAGGGCUUGGCUACUGGUCGGGAUAUUGUUAACAAAGCAACAAAGUUGACUGCAGAUUCAGAGUGUGUGCGUGGCCUGAUGCGUCAGUGGUACUGCCCGCUGUGUCGAGGCAUGCCCUCCCUGCGGCCCUGCCACUCCCUGUGCCUUAACGUGAUGAAGGGCUGCUUAGCCAAUCAGGCCGACCUAGACACAGAAUGGAACAAUUUCAUUGAUGCUCUGUACCAGGUUUCAGAGAAGUUGGAGGGGCCAUUCAACAUGGAGCUCGCAGCCGACUCCAUCUCCGUAAAGGUUUCAGAGGCCAUCAUGCACAUGCAGGAAAACAGUGUCAGCAUCUCAACUAAGGUGUUCCAAGGUUGUGGAAGUCCCAGGCCAGCUCCAGGACGGUCCAAACGCUCACCCAAAGAGUCAGGGGGCAACAGGAGGCCCUUCCGCACCUACAGCCCAGAAGAGAAACCCACCACUGCUGCAGGCACUAACCUGGACCGACUGGUUACCGAGCUGAAGGAACGACUGCGGCCCAUGCGUGGCUUCUGGGUGUCCCUCCCACACACCAUCUGCAACGAUGAGAAGAUGGCUACCGACGUCACUAAUGAGGACCGCUGCUGGAAUGGGCAGACCCGAGGGAGGUACCUCCCGGAUGUGACAGGCGACGGUCUGGUCAGCCAGAUCAACAACCCCGAGGUGGAAGUGGAUAUUGCCAAGCCAGAUGUGAGGACCAGACAGCUGAUCAUGGAGCUGAGGGUGGUGACCAACAAACUGAGACACGCUCAGAGUGGACACGACAUGGACUUCAUGGACAGUGAGGAGGGGAGUGGCUCAGGGGGAGGAGAUCACGGCGAAAGGUACAAUGAUGAUUGGCCAGGCUAUGGGCCUAAUGCCCCCACCUACAACAAACCUCCUCAUAACCCUGCCUCCAACCCCCCAAAGCCGCCUCGAGGCCGAGAAAGAAAUGGGUCCAAGUGGAACCGAAACAACGGCCAUGGAAGGGUCAGAUCUAAAACCAGCCAGCUCACUUUCUCCCUGGUUCCUUUGUUGGCUUUGCCCUUCAUGGUCACUGUUGCCCCCAUGUGGAGAUAGCUCGUUAUUAUAUUCUGGAGGUUGAGGUUUUCUGUCAGAUGCUGCUGGAGUUUCAAGCACAUUGUGAGGGGGGGGGAAAAAACAAAAUACAAAAAUUUCAUUCCAUUUGGUUACACCAGCAGAAAAAGACAAAACAGGCUAAUUUCGCAAUAAUCAAAAACCUGUUUACACCACAAAAUAAAUAAGUUAACGUGAAUAUUUUUCCUACUGCCCACACCACAAAAUAGGCAUUGAUGAUUAUUAACAAAUUUUCAUUAAUAAGUAAUGCCAGUUUUUUAGUGCCAUUAGUCAGAUGUUUGGCCGGUUGGGGUCCUGUUGCUGAAUGGUGUGCAAUGAGCAUAUAGGCCUUGGGGGAUGAAAGAGAAACAAAGUACUACAACAGCAAAUGAAUUAGCAGCAUUUGGGGGAUGAAGUUUGUGGUCUCAUGGUUUGGUGGUCUGUGAGAUGGAGAGUCGUGCCAGUCAAUUAACGUGUAGUUUCAGUGAGCAGUGAGUUUGUUUGCUGCCUUUCUCUUUGAAUUAAGUUAAUUUAUUUAAUUGUAUCCUGAUUUUAAUUCAAUUGUGAUUUGGCUUAUUUUUUAUCCUGUGGAGUUAGGCGAGCAAAUUAAAUGUUACUAAUUAAACUUCCAUAUUUUGGCUUGGAGAUUAAAAAAAGUCAACACUAAUGACUCUUGAAACCAAACAAGGGGCUUACUUUGAUUGUACCUAAAAGCUCAAAUUAAUUUGCAGUUACUUGUGAUGAUGAGGGGUUACUUAAUGUAAUAUAUUGAUGUUUUUAAUUUAUUUGUAAUAUAAUGUCAUUAUUAUUAUUGUUAUGAUUUUUUUAAGGCAAGAGGUUGAGUGUUUCUAUCUUAUAAAAGAAGUAAUUGUCUUAACUUUCUCUGGUAUAAAAGGGGGAGGGGGGGAAGGAAAAAUCAAGUUGUAUUUACUUUUUGCAAACCAGCCAUUUAAAAAUAUUGUCUGAUCAAAACAAAUGAAUUAUCAAACAGUUUUUUUUUUCUGGUGUUUUUAGCCUUAACAAGAGAUUGUUAGGGAGCGCAGUGUGUGUUUGUAUGAUGGUUUUAUGUUGUUGUUGUAUAUUUUGGAUCCACGGUUCUAAAGAUGUUGGGAUGUUUUUUAAUGCUGCUCUUUUCUACAUAUUUUUCCUAAAAGCAACAAAAAAAUGAUAAAAACAGUGAGUGAGCUAAUGAUGUGAUGUAAAAUUGGAUUGAAUGCUGACUAAAAGACAGAUGCUGUCAAGAGCUGAGGGAUGGUGGCUCUUACCUUUUGUAUGUUGAAUGUGUUUUGACGAAGAUGAAAUCAAAGGCUAUUCAAGAAGGAAAAACAAAACUUGUGAGUAGUGGUCAUCAAUGGACAAAGGAUGAAAAGAGUGAAGGAUUAGUAUGACAUUUUGGGAAAUCCACUUAAGUCACUUUAUUGCUGAGAGUUAGAUGAGAUGAUUGAUACCAUUCAUGUCUGUAUGAUAAAUAUGAAGCUAUAGCCAGUAGCUGAUCAGUUACCAUAGCAUAAAAAAUGGAAAUGGGGGGGGGGGGUCUAUCCAAAUGUAUCAAUCUGCCUACCAGCACCUUUUAAAAGCUCACUAAUUAACACAUUGUGACACAAAUGACAUUGUCGUGGGAUAAUGUGUGGACUAUUUCUUGGCUGGGAGCAGUUGCCAAGUCACCAGCAGAGACUCCAGAAAGUUCCUGGUCUUAGCCAAGAAAUAGUCACAACAAAUAAAACGGCUAAUUUAAUUUUCAUACUUUUUGUACAAACUAAACAAACAAGAUAUGUGUUAAUUGGAGAGCUUCAGAGAUGCUGGAUGCCAGGUUAUGUUGUCUUUGAACAGAACUAGGCUAGCCUUUUCCCCGUUUCCAUGUUCUGUUAAGCUAUGCUAAUCAGGCGCUAGCUCCACUUGCAACUCUUGGCAAGAAAGUAAAUAAAAUAUUUCUCAAAAUGUUGAACUUUUUCUUAAAGAUGACGGAAGUUGAUUGAUAGGAUCCCAAAAAAGAACAGAGAUACAGAGAAUACAAUAUGAAUGUAUAGAUGCUGUGAAAUGACACUUUUCUGUUGAGUGAAUUCACUUGGUUCUAACAGAAGUACACUUAUAGAGAAAUGGGCAGUUGCACCUGUACAAAAAAAAUGGCAAGAGAAGGGUUUCAUUCUAAAAUUUUGUCUAAAGUAUUUACAUUACUACUUUUAAUUACAUGGCAUACGACAAAGAUGAUUUUAUCCUCUAAAACAACACUCCUUUUAUAAAGAGUAGGUAAAAGAUUUAUAAAGUUUGGUGUUAAUAUUGGUGAGUGAUUCAUGCCAGCAAUGUAAUAGUUAAUCAUUUGUAUGUCAAAUUAAAUUUUGGCAUGAAACCUUUCAAAAUCAGUAGGGGCCAUGUAAAAGACUUCAACACAAACACAGUAUUAUGUUGCACAACUGCAAAUGGAAAAAAACAGUAUUUCACAGUAUUUCUAAUGCAACAGUAUUGUAAUCAUAUGUGCUUUCGAUUAUCAGCAGUCACAAUAGGAUGUGGUGACUGUAAUCUUUCAGUUAAAUUGUUCUUUACCGCAACCUCCCAAUCAUUCCCACUACUCGCACAUUCCUUUAUGGUGAAAAUAUAGCACAACUUUUUUCAUGUUGUUGUAACAGUUUUUUGGAAUCAAACGAGUGAUAUUUUCUGCUUCAUUAAAAAAAGUCAAGAC